Messenger RNA from Diceros bicornis minor, 5337 nucleotides. It is a transcript of the gene NLGN1, whose product is annotated as neuroligin 1. Lineage: Eukaryota; Metazoa; Chordata; Mammalia; Perissodactyla; Rhinocerotidae. The record is from RefSeq and is a predicted model, not a curated record. The transcript has 6 exons. Gene Ontology annotation, cellular component: synapse; postsynaptic specialization membrane; cell surface. Gene Ontology annotation, biological process: presynaptic membrane assembly; chemical synaptic transmission; synaptic vesicle endocytosis. Gene Ontology annotation, molecular function: signaling receptor activity; neurexin family protein binding. The coding region runs from base 564 to 3035 and encodes 823 amino acids.
CCGGCGUGAGCAGAGACCGCAGGGAAGGCGAGCCGGAGUCGGGGAUAAGAGGCCGGGAGAGCCCGUCCGAGCCGGAGAGACCCGGAGAAAAGGCAGAAAGCGAGUGUGAGGCGCGCACGCUGCCCGAGCUCGGGCGGACGAGUGCAGUCUCCUCCAUCGCCUUAGAGCGGCGCCCCAGUCACUGCAGCUUUCCACCCCAGAGCUGUGCCCAGGGAUCACAGAGACCAAGAGCCGAGAAAUCGGCAGCGAGACCUGCAGCUAACUGGAUUUGAUUUAUAAGAGGGAAAUCUACAGUCAAUGGCCACUCUCGCCACGUUGCUACUAUGGAAAACAGAAUGAUCAAUAGGAUAUGGUCUGAUAAAUAAUGAUGAUUGAAGAUGCUACUUCAAUACAUGUGAAAUCAAUGGGAGAUACUGGCUGCAUGAAGAGCUUUCUGAGCUUUUCUUGACAAGCUUGCCUUUAAGAUAUUGGAGGUGUAUUCUACCAUUAUACGGCCUUUCUCAAGUGGAUACAAAUACCUCUGCCUCACUGUAACCAGACAAUUACACAACUAAUGUGGGACCAUGGCACUGCCCAGAUGCGUGUGGCCGAAUUAUGUUUGGAGAGCAGUGAUGGCAUGCUUGGUACACAGGGGAUUGGGUGCCUCACUGACUCUCUGUGUGUUGGGAUGUUUGCUUCAGGCUGCCCAUGUGCUCUCACAAAAAUUGGAUGAUGCAGACCCAGUGGUCACUACCAACUUUGGCAAGAUAAGAGGGAUUAAGAAGGAACUCAACAAUGAAAUUUUGGGGCCUGUUAUUCAGUUUCUUGGGGUUCCAUAUGCAGCCCCACCAACAGGGGAACAUCGUUUUCAGCCUCCAGAGCCACCAUCUCCUUGGUCAGAUAUCAGGAAUGCUACUCAAUUUGCUCCUGUGUGUCCCCAGAAUAUCAUUGAUGGCAGAUUGCCAGAAGUCAUGCUUCCUGUGUGGUUUACUAAUAACUUGGAUGUGGUUUCGUCAUAUGUACAAGACCAGAGUGAAGAUUGCCUGUAUUUAAACAUAUAUGUCCCAACUGAGGAUGAUAUUCGGGACAGUGGGGGUCCCAAACCAGUGAUGGUGUAUAUCCAUGGUGGCUCAUAUAUGGAAGGUACUGGAAAUUUAUAUGAUGGGAGUGUCUUGGCAAGUUAUGGCAAUGUGAUCGUCAUCACAGUCAACUAUCGACUUGGGGUACUUGGUUUCUUAAGCACAGGGGAUCAAGCUGCAAAAGGAAACUAUGGACUCCUUGAUCUCAUACAGGCUCUAAGAUGGACUAGUGAGAACAUUGGAUUCUUUGGUGGUGACCCCUUAAGAAUCACUGUUUUUGGAUCUGGUGCUGGGGGUUCAUGUGUCAAUCUGCUGACUUUAUCCCAUUAUUCUGAAGGUAACCGUUGGAGCAAUUCAACCAAAGGACUUUUUCAACGAGCAAUUGCUCAAAGUGGAACAGCUCUUUCCAGCUGGGCUGUUAGUUUCCAACCUGCAAAAUAUGCUAGAAUGUUGGCCACAAAAGUUGGCUGCAAUGUUUCCGAUACAGUAGAGUUAGUGGAAUGCCUACAGAAGAAGCCUUACAAAGAACUUGUUGACCAAGAUAUUCAACCAGCACGAUAUCACAUAGCCUUUGGACCUGUGAUUGAUGGUGAUGUAAUACCAGAUGACCCUCAGAUAUUGAUGGAACAAGGAGAGUUUCUCAACUAUGAUAUAAUGUUAGGAGUUAACCAAGGGGAAGGGUUAAAAUUUGUUGAAAAUAUAGUAGAUAGUGAUGAUGGUAUAUCGGCUAGUGAUUUUGACUUUGCUGUUUCCAAUUUUGUUGAUAAUUUAUAUGGCUAUCCUGAAGGCAAAGAUGUUUUGAGAGAAACUAUUAAAUUCAUGUAUACUGACUGGGCUGACCGUCAUAACCCUGAAACCAGAAGGAAGACAUUAUUGGCUUUGUUUACGGACCAUCAGUGGGUGGCACCAGCUGUAGCUACAGCAGAUCUUCACUCAAACUUUGGUUCACCUACAUAUUUCUAUGCCUUUUACCAUCAUUGCCAAACAGAUCAGGUUCCAGCUUGGGCUGAUGCAGCUCAUGGAGAUGAGGUUCCCUACGUACUAGGAAUCCCCAUGAUUGGACCUACAGAGUUAUUUCCUUGCAAUUUCUCCAAAAAUGACGUGAUGCUGAGUGCAGUCGUAAUGACAUACUGGACAAAUUUUGCUAAAACUGGUGACCCAAAUCAACCAGUCCCUCAAGACACGAAAUUCAUCCAUACCAAACCCAACCGCUUUGAAGAAGUAGCAUGGACCAGAUAUUCCCAGAAAGAUCAACUUUAUCUCCAUAUUGGAUUAAAACCAAGAGUUAAAGAACAUUACAGAGCCAAUAAGGUGAACCUCUGGUUGGAGCUGGUACCUCAUCUGCAUAAUCUUAAUGACAUUUCUCAGUAUACCUCGACAACAACUAAAGUGCCAUCAACUGACAUCACUUUCAGGCCUACAAGAAAAAAUUCUGUACCUGUCACAUCAGCCUUUCCCACCGCCAAGCAGGAUGAUCCCAAACAACAACCAAGUCCAUUUUCAGUGGAUCAAAGGGACUACUCAACAGAGCUGAGUGUCACAAUUGCAGUUGGAGCAUCACUGCUAUUUCUGAACAUCUUGGCCUUUGCAGCCCUGUACUACAAAAAGGAUAAGAGGAGACACGAUGUUCACAGGAGAUGCAGCCCUCAGCGUACUACUACCAACGAUCUGACCCAUGCACAAGAAGAGGAGAUCAUGUCCCUCCAAAUGAAGCACACUGAUUUGGAUCAUGAAUGUGAGUCCAUCCAUCCACAUGAGGUGGUUCUUCGGACCGCCUGCCCCCCAGAUUACACACUAGCUAUGAGGAGGUCACCUGAUGAUGUUCCCUUAAUGACACCCAACACCAUUACAAUGAUUCCUAACACUAUACCAGGGAUUCAACCCUUACACACAUUCAAUACAUUUACUGGAGGACAGAACAAUACUCUGCCCCAUCCUCAUCCCCACCCUCAUUCACAUUCAACAACCAGGGUAUAGCCAGACAAGAGAAACAAACUCUAUUUUUUUGAUGGAUUGCAGUAAAAGAUUACUGAAGAUUCCUUGGCUUUCAACCUACAAGACUCUUACUAUUUAAAUAAGGAGGAAUAUUAUGUGCAUAUACAUAUCAAGAACUUUGGGGGUUUUGAAAAAAAUGAAUUGUACAUAUAUACACAAAUCAACUUUAAAAAUGAAUUUCAAUUGCGUGAAGCGAUUGUUCUGAAUGAUACUUUUUCAUUCACAUUCAAGAAUUAAUUUUUUGAAGAUUUAUGUUACAUAAUGGAAUUAGGCAUGUGGAACACCAAACAGGAGAGAACUAUGUCUGAAAUAGAAAAAAUAAAAAUGAAAAAGCAACCAUGAAUAUGCACAAGGGACACACCAAUGGAAUGUCAGAUGAUAAUUUUCACCAGUUUUUAUUUGGAGCCGUUUUAUUGUGUAGACCAUAUUUACAUAUUUGGAUAAGUACACAAAGCACCAAUGCUGUUAAUGGCCUUAGUGGAGGCUCAUGCUGAAAUUUGCCAGUAAAACAAAGAAGUUUAAAGACUGGCAGGUACAACAUUAUCACAUAAGUGCUGUCAGUACAAAGUUGUGGGGAUAAAGGAAACUGGAUAUUUUUAGCACGAUGUGCAUGAUAAUUUAUAUGCUUGGUGGCUGUGCUGCUGAUUAAGCCGUAAUUAAAAUUCUUCUCAUCCCAUUGGAGUUUUUAAUAGAAGCUUCCUCCAUCAAUUGGCAGAACCUAAAGAAGAUUUUAAGGGGCAAAAGUAAUUACAGUUAAAUAAUUCACAGUAGUUUUGAUAAUAGAAGGAAUUAGUUAUUAAAGGUAUUCGAAGAAACUAUAGCUAUAGCGGUGAAUACUGGCUGAUAUGAAUCCCAGAAAAAAAUUUCCUGUGUUUUUAAUGUUCUUUUUUAUUCCCAUCUAAAUAAUUUAUAGAAAUAUAACCCUAAUUGGACAUGUGUUACAGGAUCUAUAAUUUGCUGUGGUUUUUGUUACUCUGUAUUUUGUUCCUUUUGGUAAGGUGAAGUGUGUCCAAAGAGUUACUUCCAACAGUCUUUUAUGAUAUGAGGAUGCCCCAAAUUACCACUCUGAUUACAGUUCUCAGUUAAUUGAUUUACUCACGUUGCAUGACAAAAUGUUUACUAAUAAUAAUUCAAUAUAAAGUUCCGUCCCUCCUCACAUCACUUAUCUCUCUCACUGAGAUUCAUUCACUGGAAUUUACUCACGCAAUCUCAGUAGAGUAUAAUACAGAUAGAGAAGCUAGAAGGAGAGUCAACACCUGGAGGAUUUUAGUCUUACACACGUGUGAUUUUAAAUGAAUAUUCCAAGAUACAGGAAACUCUUCAUCCCCCUGUUGUUUACCAGUAACAGUAUAUCACAGACCUUUCCAAAUGUUUGUAUAUGUAAUCAGAUGUACAUUUAUAUUAAAAAAAAUUGAGAUGGACUUAAAGAGCACAUCCUGAUAAAUACUUUCUCUCUUACCUGUACUAUAUUUCUAUUAGACUAAAGUUAUGUGAUUUUUUUUUACAUUUUUUCAGAUGACUAGCAAUUUUGAUAGUUUGUAAGAUAAUGCAAAGAACUUUCUCUGACAAACUAACUGCAGUAACAGAAACCUUUCUUUUCAGUUACUCUUUUUCAAGAAUGAAAGCUUAUUAUACAAAAAAAAUUGUAUACUACUUGACGGAAACAACUUUGUACAUCUUGGCCAUGUCACUGGUCAUUGCGUGAAAUAAAGAUAAUCUGGAUAAUGACUAUUAGUCCAAUGCUAAGAGACAUGAUCUUUGCUCAUUAAAGAGCUAAAAUGUUUAUUGCUGUUUUGUCUUUUUUUAAAAAAUCAAAAGGAACGUGACUGUCUCAGAGUCAUUUUUCUAGACCAGUCGGGUUUUUGAAGACAUAUAGGUAACUUCUACAGAAAACACACCAUGUAUUUAAAGGCAAGUCUCAUCUAAUAUGAAACUGUUGAAACUCUAACAUUGCGAAUUCAUAAUCCUAGGAACUCACGAAAAAUAUUAGCUUUGUAUUUUUAAACACCUCUUAAGUGAAAGUGCUGUAGAAAUAAAAAGUGACAAUUGUUUUCAGAUAGAAACACAGGUUCCAAUUCUGAUCAAGGAAAAGGUCUAUGAGAAUAAAUGUGCAAUAUUUCAUGGAAUGAGAAUAGCUGGGUUUAUGAUGUAAGGGUGAGUAAACUAUCAUAAAGUAAUGGAUAGAAAGUUAUUCUUCUAGGAGAAUUUAAAAGUGCUGAGCAAGACAUUAAGCUGACACUAAAAGAUAAAAAUCUUCUACUUCAAGAAAUUUCUUUGUUUAUAA